Messenger RNA from Podarcis lilfordi (Lilford's wall lizard), 12877 nucleotides. Lineage: Eukaryota; Metazoa; Chordata; Lepidosauria; Squamata; Lacertidae. The record is from the annotation of a GenBank genome assembly.
GUGCAAUUGCUGGAGAGGCAAGUCCGGAGUCAGCCUGGCAAGAAAAGGUGGGAAACAUUUAGGGAAGUUUUUAAUGUUUAAUAAUAAUAAUAAUAAUAUUUUUUUAUUUAUACCCCGCCCUUCCCGUUUCAGAAAACCAGGCUCAGGGCGGCUAACAACAAGUUUAAAACACAUAAUUGAUGCAACAAAAAACAGCACAAAAUACAAUAUAAAAAGUGAAUAACAAUAAGUUCAGAAUUCAAAAAUCAAUUUAGGGGGAAAUGUUUUAUUCUGUUUUUAAUCUGUUGGGAGCCGCCCAGAGUGGCUGGGGAAACCCAGCCGGAUGGGCGGCAUAUUAUUAUUAUUAUUAUUAUUAUUAUUAUUAUUAAUUACAACUACAACAAUUACCACCCCUGCCAGGUAAAGAGGAGGCGGCUGGGAUGGCUCAGCAGUGCCCUCUAGUGUCCCACCUGUGCAACUUCCAGGAAAGGCGCUUGUCGGCCAAAGUAGAGAGAAUUGGGAAAAAGGGGGAGAGCACGCGACGGUCCAGCAGCUUUUCUGGGCUCUGUUUGGCUGCUGCUCAUAGGAAAGAUAGCUUUUUAAAAAUAGCUUUUUAUUAUGAUUAUUAAACUGUUAUUCUUAACCACUUCGAAGUCAGUGACAGGGUUCUGCACCAUACCAAAUACCAAGCAAAAAGGUAAUACAGUGGUACCUCUGGUUAAGAACUUAAUUCGUUCUGGAGGUCCAUUCUUAACCUGAAACUGUUCUUAACCUGAGGUACCACUUUAGCCUAUGGGGCCUCCUGCUGCCGCCGUGUGGCCGACACACAAUUUUUGUUCUCAUCCUGAAGCAAAGUUCUUAAUCCAAGGUACUACCAUAUUUCUGGGUUAGCGGAGUCUGUAACCUGAAGCGUCUGUAAGCUGAAGUACCACUGUAAAUAACAAGAAAAGGAAAAGACGAGCCACGAGUAUAAAUCAAAACAUCUCGGUUCGAAGUGUAAGAAAUCCCACCAGAUGACAUAGCAACGUUCUGGAUCCUCCAUCACCCUAGAAAAACACAGUUUAUUUGUAUCCCCCCUCCCCCAAACAAUAGCCAAAAUCCACAAGUUCUUUUUCCACACAGCCAAAAGCAGAUAAGGAAGAAAAAACCUGCAGGGCUGAGCUCCAAUGCAUAAACAUGCCCUGAGUGCACUCUUGCAAUGAUGUCAAAGAUAGCCUCCGCCUUGCUAGGAAACUAAGCCCUCAAAAGAAAGAAGUGCUUUCUGAAGCUCCUUUCCCACCCAGGCUUGGUGAAGGCUUUCCCUUGGAGGAAGCCCUUCAGAGCCUCAUGCCCCGCUCCACCCCAGAGGUAAUAUAAUAAUAAUAAUAAUAAAUUUUAUUUAUAUCCCGCCCUCCCCAGCCGAAGCCGGGCUCAGGGCGGCUAACAACAAUAAAACAGUACAAAAGUACAGCAUAAACAACAGUCUAAAAUCAUUCGUUAUAAAAUUAAUUAAUUCAAGCCACUGGCAACCAUUGGGCCAGAGCUCCGCGAAGAUUGCCGAGGGAGGGAGUCAGGCUGUGCCCUGGCCAAAGGCCUGGUGGAACAGCUCUGUCUUGCAGGCCCUGCGGAAAGAUGUCGAGUCCCGCAGGGCCCUGGUCUCUUGUGACAGAGUGUUCCACCAGAUCGGAGCCACAGCCGAAAAAGCCCUGGCUCUAGUUGAGGCCAGCCUAACUUCUCUGGGGCCUGGGACCUUCAAGAUGUUUUUAUUCGAAGACCGUAAGUUUCUCUGUGGGGCAUUUUGCCUCAGGUGCUGAAACAAUGGGCCUCUCCUUCUUCGGUGUUAGGUGCACCUGCUCCAUAAACUCAGGGUUGUCGUGUUGGCAUCCACCUGUCUCAGGAGACAAUGGUGUGCUUUCAUGUGAGGUCAGGCUGUUGCAUGGUUGCAGUGCUUGCUGUGGCUGUAGAGACUGACACAGGACAGACAUGUUUUGUUGCAGCUGGGGCAGAUGAGGGUGGUGUUUCUGCUCUCUGUGUUCCUCCCAGCAGUCAUUCCUCCUCUGGUCAUUGCUAGGGAUACUUCUUCUUUGGCAAUCCCUCGUAGCCGAGUUAGAUUGUCUUCCAUAAAUACGGUUUUAACAAUGAGUCCGUAAGUGACUGUGGAGGCCAAUUCUGGAUCCAGACGUCCUUCCACAGCGGGGACAUAGGUUUUCGGGCGGGAGUUGAUCACGGUGUGGAUUUGCCGAGCGUGCCUUCCUCUUAGCACAUUUCUCCCUUGCAUCCUGAGUUGCAGUGUCUUCGAAGCCCAUGACACCUUUGGUAAAGGCUGUUCUCCAACUGGAGGACUCUCAGGCCAGGGUUUCCCAAUUGCUGGUGUUUAUACUACAUUUUUAAGGAUUUGCCUUGAGGGAGUCUUUAAACCUCUUUUGUUGACCACCAGAAUUACGCUUUCCAUUUUUAAGUUCGGAAUAGAGUAGUUGCUUUGGAAGACGAUAAUCAGGCAACCGUACAACAUGACCAGUCCAACAAAGCUGAUGUUGAAGAAUCAUUGCACAACCUGCCUGUCCCCAGGCCCUGCGGUUGUCUGCAACCCACACAACUGCGUUGAUGUUGCUGGCCUUCAUGUCUGUUUGCACACAUCUUCGUAACGCAAAGUUGGUCUGCCAAUGGGAUUGGUGCCUGAAGCCAGCUUCUCAUAGAGCAUAUCCUUGGGGAUCCUGCCAUCUUCCACCCGCCCCAAAUAACCCCACAUGCACUAUUUUAUUUAGAUCUACUUGUUUUGGGAGAAAUCUGUAAGGUUAAAAUAACCUGGAAAAAACACGAGGCUUUUACAAAUGAAGCUUCUGACUGGAAACUUUGGAAGUGAGCUGGAGACCAGGAGUUCCUCGCAACAUGCUUGGUGACAGAGGACCUGCCUUGCUCUGAGACCCCCAGGCAUAAGGAGGUAUAUUAAAUCAAUCAAUCAGUCAGUCAGUCAAUCAAUAGCAUGCAGGAGGCCCCAUUUUCAAUCUCCAAUGGCAUCUCCCUGCAGGGCUGUGUGAGAUCACUACCUGGAAUCCUGGAGAGCCACUGCCAGCGGUCAGAUUCAGUAUAAGGCAGCUCCCUUUAUUCCUUCCUGGUUAACCCUUUAUGCCUUUCCUUGUGUGUUGAGUUGCCCAGCAUCACACACCCCAUUUCCUUUUACCAAGCCAGCUUCAAAGCAGGGAGGAGCUCUGUGCUGCUAAAGAAAAAGAUAAAAGGAGAGGGUUUGUGUGUCUGCUCUGUCCUCCUGUUCCCUUUUUACAUGCCUACACUACAAAGACAAAGGAAUAAUUCCUGUUCCAUGCUUAACCUGGUUACACGCCCAUUGUACUCUACCCAACAACAGCAACCCAGAUGAGGUAUCAUGGCUGCAAAACCCCUUCGCAGCUGGAUUGACAUGCCGUAGCUAUUUGAUGCAAUAUAUACUGUGUCUAUAGGCACAGGGAGGGGGGGGGAAUCUUCCCCCAGAUGCCUCCCCUAGCCCUGAAUUGGCUAAAAAGGGAAGAGUUGGCCAACAAGAAAAACUGUAUUCUGGCAAAUUUCCUGUGGCAUAAGCCAGUCAUUGCCAGCCUGGUGUCCUCUCUAUGUUUUGGGCUACCCAGUUUAGCAUACGCUCUCAUAACACUGGGCUGCUGCUCACUUUGUCAGAGACCUACAGUGAAAUCUUGGUUGGAACAGUUAUGUAAUAGGGAAGAGCUCUUUGUCUGCACUGGCUCCCAGUGGAGUACAGGGUCAGGUUUAUGAUGCUGGUUUUGACCUUUAAAGCCCUAUGCGACCUAGGACCCACGUACCUACAGGACCACCUCUCUUGGUAUGCCCCGCGGAGGACCUUAAGGUCCACAAAUGACAACAUUUUGGAGGUCCCAAGUCGCAAGGUGGUUAGAUUGGCCUCAACUAGGGCCAGUACCUUUUCAGUACUGGCCCCGACUUGGUGGGACUCUCUGUCACAAGAGACUAGGGCCCUGCGGGAUUUGACACCAAAUGUGGAGGAAUGUCCCCACCAAAAAAAUCCAUUGAGAAAGAGUGACCAGUCCCAUCAGGACCUACUUGCCCUACAUGGAAGGCCACCAAAGUCCCACAGGAUCUGAGGAAAGAGGGAGAUAGAAAGGCCUAUAUUGGGCCAGACACUAAUACAUUUUCCCCAGACUGUGUCAGUGAGAGUGUGGUGUAGAGUGAGCUUAAAUAGAGCUAAUCCCCUACAGAGCUAAUUGCCCCAAAUAGUUGCUGACUUUACCCCUACGGGAGAGUCCACCUCUCCUAUUCUUGCAGGGUUAGGAUUCCCACGUACAGAGAAGGAACAGAAUUGUUCUGAUUCAGUUGGAGGGCUUUUCUUAGGUUUUUGUGAGCACAGUCCAGGUCAAAUGCCCCCCCCCUUACUUUGAAUUAUGCCAAACUGUGGAGAUGCUCUCUGCAAACAUAUUUUUCUCCAGCUUUGCACCUGCCCCUUGAAUCAAACGAAGACUCUGGGAAGUUGCAGCGGCAAAACUUCCACCAUUUGCAAUUAUGAAAAUCAUAGUGAUUGCUUCUUCUGAAAGCUCAAGAGAUGUUCCUGGAGAUUGCCUAAACAUCAGAACCAAUAAAAGCAUGGUGUUAUUCAUUGCACAGUUUCUGGAAAGAAAAGUUGGUGCAAAUCAUAUUUCUCAUGUCAGAGGCAGGCUGAGUCAAGAUUUAGAGCAGGUGAAAGGUUGGGGGAGUGGAUAUAUAUUUGCAUGGCAUUUAAAGGCUCCAAAGCCAUUGCUGAAAACCAGCCAGAUUGGGACAGUGCAGGACACAGAGGCAGAAUGAGAUCCCUGCUGAUUCUCUUGCUGAUUCUCCUGCUAAUGCCCCAUGGAGUCAGUGGCAACCUGAAGGCAAAAUGUACCUUGAAACUGGUCAGGGAUCAAUCUGAAGCACCCAGUUAUUACCGGCCUGGAGAUUUUAUGAUCAGUGGGAUCGUAUCUCCAACAUCUAUUGAUCAACAACAUCCAUAUGUCUUUUCCGAGACCCCCUUCACAAGGAUUAAGCCGUGAGUAAUUUUACUACUACCAAGGGAAUGGUUCUUGUUUACCAGGAAAAUGGCCUGUGGCUCUUCAGAGGCUGCUGGACUAUUUCCAAGGUGCCAGCAAUUUAUUAAUCUUAUUAGGACAAAUAAAUUACAAUAAUUUUGAGGAAUGCAAUAGUAGACCAAUGAUAGAUUCUGUAAAAAUCCCUCUUAGCUAAAUAUAUUCUUCUCCAUUCCAGCCCCAUUUCCCCUUUGUGUCAUGUAUUUUUCAAUUACAGUGGUACCUUGGGUUAAGUACUUAAUUCGUUCCGGAGGUCUGUUCUUAACCUUAAACUGUUCUUAACCUGAAGCACCACUUUAGCUAAUGGGGUGUCCUGCUGCUGCUGUGCCACCGGAGCACAAUUUCUGUUCUCAUCCUGAAGCAAAGUUCUUAACCUGAGGUAAUAUUUCUGGGUUAGCGGAGUCUGUAACCUGAAGCGUAUGUAACCUGAAGCGUAUGUAACCCGAGGUACCACUGUAUAAGGUUUAGGACAGAAUUCUCUUCUUGCCAAAGAGCAGGGAAACCAUGCUUUAAAUGAAACAAUCUAGUCCUGGGGAUCUUCCUCAGUAGAGGAGUCUCCAAACUAUGAACUGUUCAAAUUUAUCACACAGGUUUCAUUCCUAAAUAAAUAUGUAUUGAUGAGCUUGGUGAUUCUUCAUCUGCACUCAAAUUGCACCAAAGUGCCAGUCCUUUUUAAAGAACACUUGAGUAAUUUUUCACACACUCACUUUGAAGUAGCCAAGGCCACUGAAAGAACAGCAGCCCUCACAUCAAUUUCCUAGUAUUUCAUGAACUUUUAAAUUGAUUAAUUUUUUGCAGGUGGAUAUUUAAGUCCUACUGGUACGUCUUGUCCUUCUUGUUCACCAUCCAGGAGAUCAACCAGGAUCCCAGGCUCUUACCCAACAUCACCCUGGGCUACAACCUCUAUGAUAACUAUUUGGAUGAGAGGAUGACUACUGCUGCCAUGCUAGACUUGCUUGGAGGCGGGAAUAGCAAUGUCCCAAACUAUAUCUGUGGAAGACAGAAUAACCUGCUGGCUGUUCUUGAAGGGGCCGAUUCUGUCAUCUCAAAAGAGAUUUCAGCCAUGUCAGCCAUCUACAAAAUCCCACAGGUAUGAAGGGAGGACAAGGGGAGAUGGAAGAUAUUUGUCCUUUCAGCUUAAUAAAGAUGUUCCUUAUCAUGAAGGUACAGCAAAAUACUAAUCUCUUCUUUCUCUGACUAGAUCAGCUAUGGUUUCACUAGGCAAGUUCUUGAAGUUGAAACCCAGUCCCCUUUUGUUUAUCGGAUGGUCCCCAAGGAAGAAGCUCAGUACCCAGGGAUUGUCAUGUUGCUCUUGCAUUUUGGAUGGACGUGGGUUGGCCUCUUCGCUCCGGAUGAUGACAGUGGAGAAAGGUUUGUGCGCACCUUGGUGCCUCUGAUGAUCAGCAAAGGGAUUUGUGUUGCUUUGUCAAAAAAAGUAACUCAGAUAGAUCUAUAUGACAUGCUUUCCCCAAGCGAACCAUUUUUCAUCUGGAGACAAGUCAGCGUAUUUGUUUACUAUGUACCUGCUUACAUGAGAUUGGGACUAAUCGUUGCACUACAGGUGCGACAUGGGAAACAAAUUGGGCCCAAAGUCUGGAUCACAACCCCUUUUCAAGACAUGAACUUGAACUUGUCUAUUCAUCCUGAUGCCUUUCAGCAUAUCCAUGGAUCUUUGUCUUUUGUAAUGAAGUUCAAGAUAAGAAAGACACAUCAAAACUACAAACCAGAUUCCUACCUCCUUAGGCAGUUUUGGAAGGAAGCAUUUCAUUGUUUAUAUUCAAAGCAUGUGUUGGCCGCGAAAGGUCGGGCAAGAUGCACAGAGAAGCAGAAACUGGAAAAACUGCCUCAAGAGGAGCUGGAGAGAGCCGUGUCUCAGGACAGCUCCACCACUUUCUUUAGUGUUCAAACUGUGGCACAUGCCUUAAAUGUUGCACAUUCAUCUAGAUCAAAGCUGAUGGCGCUGGUGGGUGAAAGAGACAAAAGGCUAGAGCCAUGGCAGGUAUUUCCUCCACCUUUCUGCAAAUGGUAACCCCUUGUCCCAAAUUUAGCAGUGAGCAAAAAUGUUUCCUAUCAGGAUUCUAGAUUAUGUGGCAACCAUUAUGAGGGCUCCCUUCAGAUGUUUGUGCAAGGAAGAGGAGCUACUCAGUAUAGUCAAAUGUCCAACUCAUGUGCUGAUAUUGAAAGUGGCUCACACCUGUGAAAGUCUUCUCUGCAGUGGCCCCCGUACUGUGGAAUAAUAUUCACUUGAGAUAAAUUGGACAACUGUGGCAAUGGCAUUAUGUCAGCUGGCUAAAAUAUACGACAUUCCCAAUGACUUGUUUUUAGAACUGCCUCUGUUGGGCUUUCUGGAUAUCUGUUGUGUUUUUUAUACUUCGUUGGAAAGCACUCAGAGUGGCUGGGGUACAAGUAAUAAAUUGUUGGUUUUGUUGUUAAUGGUCUUUGCUUGAAUUAACAGUUUUAUCAGUAGAAUAGAAUGGAUAUGAUUUGUGGCUGACAUUAGAUGUGCACCGGCCCUAAAUAAUAACAGCUGUUGUAGAAUUAAAAAACAGCAACACCUCAUUCACCAAAAGCUCUUUUAUUUUGAGAGCUCAGGAGUUCAUUUACUUGCGUGAGAGUCAAGAUGGUCUCUGAGCUCAUACAGUACAAGAAUAUGCAUGUAAAAUUUCAACACGCACAUGUAAACUUCCCCAAUUUUGCAGUGGAAAAGUACAAGUUAGUUUUGACAUGCAGCAGCAGGUCUAAAUAAAAUUAUUUGCACUUUAGUGUUAGUUUGCAAGGAACCAACUUGCAGUUACACGUGAAGGCAUAACAUUAGGAAACUUUUGUUCCAAAGCUUGCAGACAGCUGCACCCUUAGUUCAGGCCAACUUGCUUUUCAUUUUAACUGUGGCAGAGUUCAUAACUUUAAAUCAUGGGUAGGCAAACUAAGGCCUGGGGGCCGAAUCCGGCCCAAUCACCUUCUAAAUCCGGCCCGCGGACAGUCCAGGAAUCAGUGUGCUUUUACAUGAGUAGAAUGUGUGCUUUUAUUUAAAAUGCAUCUUUGGGUUAUUUGUGGGGCAUACAAAUUCAUUCAUUCCCCCCCCCCAAAAAAAAUAUAGUCCGGCCCCCCACAAGGUCUGAGAGACAGUGGACCAGCCCCCUGCUGAAAACGUUUGCUGACCCCUGCUUUAAAUUCUGAACCAAACUUACUGAUUUAUCUGACAAAGCUGAAAGCAAGCAGGACUGAGAUAUCCAACACACUUUCGUAUUUUCUUAUUGCUGGUGUUUUUUCACUGUUAUUGCAGCUUCACCCUUUCCUAAGAGAAGUCCAAAGCUCAAACACUUCCAUGGGCAGACUGUGUUUGGAUGAGAAUGGGGAGCAGGCAGGCAACUAUGACAUUGAGAACUGGGUGAUGUUUCCCAAUGCGUCUAGCACUCGAGUGAAAAUUGGGAGUGUUGAGAGAGAGGCGUCCACUGGCAUAAAAUUCACCAUAAACCCCGGAGCCAUUGAGUGGCCCAAACAGUUCAACAAGGUAGUGAACGUAACAGAGUGGAAAGUUAGGAAGGUUCAUGCUCUUCUUUCGCACAACUGUUACAAAACAGCCUUGUAAGGUGGACCAAUUGGACCAAUUGUAUCUUAACUACCCAGCAAUAGUUGCCUCUACCAAUCCCUCUUGCCACAGCCCAGAUGGCAGGGGAACCCAAGAUAUUCAAAGAAAUCCUAGAGUUUGGGGAUCCUGAGAAAACACAUCCUGUGUUUAUCAGUUCACAUGAGGUGUAAUAAUAAUAAUAAUAAUAAUAAUAAUAAUAAUAAUAAUUUAUUAUUUAUACCCCGCCCAUCCGGCUGGGUUUCCCCAGCCACUCCGGGCAGCUUGAAACAGAAUACUAAAAUACAAUAACCUAUUAAACAUUAAAAGCUUCCCUAAACAGGGCUGUCUUCAGAUGUCUUCUAAAAGUUUGGUAUUUAUUUUUCUCUUUCACAUCUGGUGGGAGGGCGUUCCACAGGGCGGGUGCCACUACCGAGAAGGCCCUCCACCUGGUUCCCUGUAACUUGGCUUCUCGCAGCGAGGGAACCGCCAGAAGGCCCUCGACACUGGACCUCAGUGUCUGGGCGGAAUGAUGGGGGUGGAGACGCUCCUUCAGGUAUACUGGGCCGAGGCCGUUUAGGGCUUAAACGUCAGCACCAACACUUUGAAUUGUGUUCGGAAACGUACUGGGAGCCAGUGAAGGUCUUUCAAGACCAGUGUUAUAUAGUCUCAGCGGCCGCUCCCAGUCACCAGUCUAGCUGCCGCAUUCUGGAUUAGUUGCAGUAGUCCAAGCGAGAGAUAACUAGAGCAUGCACCACUCUGAUGAGACAGUCUGCGGCCUGCAGGACCCAGCUCUCUCUCCCAGAGAUCAGAGUAGCUGGCUUGUCUCCAUCUUCUUUUUGUUAUGUUCUGUCUUCUGCCUUGAGCCUACAUUUGUAUUAAAAGGUGGAAUAAAAAUGCUGAAACAAGCAAGCAGGUACACCACAGUGGUAUACCUCUGAUGCUGUUUUGCAUUAAAAGUGCUUCCUUGAUAAAAAGAAGAAGUGGGUGUGGUCAGUGGGUCCUUUCCAGACUAUGAAUGAAUUCCAUACACAAAUGCUUCCAGCACUUUCCCUUUGGUGUACCUUCUUCUCUUUAUGCUUAGACUGUGCCUCGCUCCAGGUGUACCAAAAGCUGUCAGCCUGGAUACGCCAAGGUGGUUCAGGAAGGAGAGCCGGUUUGCUGCUAUGCUUGUGCUCCGUGUACGGAAGGGACGAUCUCCUCUCAGGAAGGUGGGUGACUUCAAGGGUGUUCCUUGAGAUGAUAGAAACAGGGUGGAGAAUCACUCUGAGAAAGCUUGUGUUCCACAUAUAUCUCUGGAGGACAAGCAGUUACAAGUGAAAAUGUUUUUUUAAAAGGAAAAAAUUUUUUGCCACUCUUUCCCUAUUACACAAACUUAUUUCCUGACCUUUCCCACAUCAGCAUCUCUCCCCCCCCAAAGGUAGUACAGUGGUACCUCAGGUUAAGAACUUAAUUCGUUCUGGAGGUCUGUUCUUAACCUGAAACUGUUCUUAAGCUGAGGUACCACUUUAGCUAAUGGGGCCUCCUGCUGCUGUCACGCCGUGUGAUUUCUGUUCUCAUCCUGAAGCAAAGUUCUUAACCCGAGGUACUACCGUAUUUCUGGGUUAGCGGUGUCUGUAACCUGAAGCGUCUGUAACCUGAAGCGUCUGUAACCCGAGGUACACUGCAGAACACAGAUGGUUAUGGAUGGUUUUUCUCCUCCGCAGAUGCAGAACUUUGCACCAAAUGCCAAGAAGAUCAACAUCCGAACAAAGGCCAUGAUCAAUGUAUCCCUAAGAAUAUCUCUUUCCUGGCUUAUGAAGAACAGUUGGGGAUCAUCUUAGUUUCCACUGCCCUGUUCUUAUCUUUAACAACAGGCAUUGUGUUUGGAAUUUUCAUUAAAUACAAGGAAACUCCCCUAGUCAAAGCCAACAACAGGGACCUCUCCUACAUCCUCCUCAUCUCCCUACUACUCUCCUUUUUGUCCUCCUUCCUCUUCAUUGGCCAGCCAAGGAAAGCAACCUGCCUUCUCCAACAAAUGGCCUUCAGCAUCAUCUUCUCUAUUGCUAUUUCUUCUGUCUUGGCAAAAACCAUCACUGUGGUUCUGGCCUUCCUGGCCACCAAGCCAGGGAACAGGAUGAGGAGAUGGCUGGGGAAGGGUCUGGCCAACAACAUAGUCAUUUCCUGUUCGAGUGUCCAAGUUCUCAUCUGCAUCCUAUGGCUGGGACUGUCUCCCCCAUUCCCUGACUCUGAUAUGCACUCCCAGCCUGGGGAGAUCAUCCUGCAAUGCAACGAAGGGUCUACCGCCAUGUUCUAUGGUGCCCUUGGCUACAUGGGCUUCUUGGCUGCCAUCUGCUUCACAGUGGCUUUCCUGGCCAGGAAGCUGCCUGGGGCCUUCAAUGAAGCCAAGCUGAUCACCUUCAGCAUGCUGGUCUUCUGCAGUGUUUGGGUGUCCUUUGUUCCCACCUACCUGAGCACCAAGGGGAAAUACAUGGUAGCCGUGCAGAUCUUCUCUAUGUUGGCCUCCAGUGCUGGGCUUCUGGGAUGUAUCUUCAUCCCCAAAUGCUAUAUUAUCAUGCUGAGGUCUGAUCUGAAUACAAAGGAGCACCUGGUAACAAAAACUUAGGAUAGCUUCUGUUAGGAUUGUAACAAUCCUGUGUUAUGCUAAUUAUGAUCCUGGAGUGUUGUGUUUCAUCAUUGGACUUUUUGGGGUAAAAUUGGGGAUUUUUGAGUAAGUUUGUUUCAUUUGGAGCUGGGAUUUCUGGAUUAACCCUGAGCCUCUGAAAAUGCAGUUCUUUCUCUUAGUGACUGUUAGCUGCCUGAGAGUCACAGCCCCUUAUCUGGCCCAUAAUCCCUUGUUAUAUGUUGAAGGCUGUGUGUGGCAGUAUUAUUUAUACCCACAUGAAUAAGAAGGAACAUCUUUCAGCUGUCCCUGUCAUGGCGUUCCAUCUUCUGACUGAGUUCUUGAAAGUUAAAGCAACCCUACCCUGAGAUCGGCUUAGUGUAGACACUGCUUUCACUUUCAGGUACUGCAGUUGGUCAGUCUUUUGUGGUUAUUGCUCUUUGCCUUCUGUGUGGUCCUGGAUCUCAUCUAGCCAUUUCAGUUUAUGUGUGUGUGUCAGUGACUUGGUGGCAGGGGUGGAGCUACCGGCACCGGCACCUGAAGCGGCGCAGGGUCAGGGCUAGCCACCCGCAUAGCAAGCAUUCCUAGCUGCCCGCCGCCCGUGCGGAGAGUGCGGGGGUGCGUCGCUAGCCACCCAUGUGGAGAACGUUGGGAGGGGCACCACUAGCCGCCCGUGGCAGCACUGUCCCUAGCAGCCUGCCGCUGGUGCAGCGAGCAUGGGUUGGGGUUGGUGGUGGCAUGGCGAUGUCACCCGCCCUCACCACUGACACCCGGUGUGCACCACACCCCCAAAACCUGCCUUCCUCCGCCAGUGCUUGGUGGUAAAGUAUCAAUCCUAAAUUAACCCUAGCUGUCUGUGGCGAUCACACAGGGUCCCCGGACGCUUCACCGUCUAUUGAUCCCUGUGCCACCACUUUAUUUCUCGCUGCCACCACCCAGGCCCUACCUGGUACAAUACUGAGUCCAAUCAGGGUUAAAUUGGAACAUAAACUUCUGUUUAUUUAUUGCAGUUUAACAAGCAUGCGGUUUCAUAAACGGUAUCAGUCCAUUACAAUCAUGGGGUGCCUAUCCAGACUUAUAACUUCUGCUACCUGCUCUCACUCACUAAACCACCUCUCAGAUAUUUACUUGUCUGCCUAGCCCCUAACUGUUCCUGACUCAGCCUAUUUCACUACACUAACUCAACCUCCCCACAGACUCUCUCCCAAUUCACUCCCACUCCAACCAACCACCCAACUCCCAACAAACUCCUCUCUUCGCCCCUCCCAGAGCUGGUUUUAUAGUCCCUCUGACUCCACCCCCCCGGGUUCUGAUUGGGUAACUUGCUUAACUAUUUCACCUCCAGCACUCUCAUAUGUUAAUGUCACACUGACACCGCCUGCGCGCGGCAGCAUCAUCCCUAGCAGCCCGCUGCCCAUGCAGCGAGCAUGGGGUGGGGUUAGUGGUGGCGUGGCAAUGUCACCCACCCUCAGCGCUGACACCCGGUGUGAACCGCACCCCCUGCACUCACCUUCCUCCGCCAGUGCUUGGUGGUAAACUAUCAAUCCUAAAUUAACCUUUAUAGAUUUCUCUGUGUGUACACAACUAAACGUCCCUAAAUUCUCAAAUAAACUUUGAUAUAUUUAUUGGGUAACAGGAUCUUUGUAUUGCUGCUCUUUUACGGUCUUAAGAAACCUAUGUUAAUAAACUGUA